AUGAGGUUUUUGGCGGCUCUAGGGCUGCUGGCGCUGAAUUCUAGCGCAGAGAAAUUGGCAUUUGAGGAGAGAGCGACUUGGAAGUCGCAUUUCAAGCAGCAUUUUAAUGAAAACACCAAGCUUUGGGAUAAUUUGGGGACAGCUCCGUUAGACGAAACGGCCGUUUUUAUCUUUGGAUUGAAACAGAAAAACGUGGAAAUCCUCGAGCGAGUAUUCUGGCAAGUUUCCGACCCUGACAGCUCCCAAUACGGCAAUUUUCUCAAGAACUCUCAAAUCAGUAAACUUGUCGGACGAGAUAAGCAUUUCGUCGAGCUUUUCCUCGCCCGACUUUCUGGCGAAAAUUUCGUCGAAGAUGAAGAAAAAGUGUAUCUUUCCCAGCAAAGCGCUUCAAAAUGCACCGUCAACUCGAACAUGGAUUGGGUCACGUGCGAGUUUUCCGUCCGAGAUGCGAUGCGACUUUUUGACAUUCAAAAAUUCCACGUCUUUCGGAAGCCUGGAAGCACUAGAAAAUAUAUCAGAACAACAUCGUAUCUGAAGAUUCCGCAGUCAGCGGCGGCGAUGAUUGACUACAUUGGUGGCGCUGUUUCCAAACUUCCAUCAGUGCACCAGAAGUUGUCAAUCGACAGAGAAGAUUUCGGAAAAACUAUCAAAGAAAACGUCCGACACAUUGGAAACUACCCAGAAGUCAUUCGAGCCAGAUACAAUAUUUCUUCCGAAACAGGGCGCCAUCCAGACAACAGCCAAUGCACUCCUCAAUUUCUCGAGCAAUACUACCACCAAGGCGAUUUGGACCUUUUCUGGCGACUUUACGGAAAAGGCUACGAGCACCGUCAAGAAAUCGACAAAGUAGUCGGCGACGUUCCUGGAGGCCUGUCUGGAAUCGAAGCUUCUUUGGAUACGCAGUACAUCAUGUCGACAGGGAACAACAUCACCACUUGGUUUUGGUACACUGCGGGAAGACACGAGCAGCAGGAGCCGUUUUUGCAGUGGCUUAUUGACCUGUCUAACGAAGAAAACCCGCCACUGGUCAAUUCCGCCAGUUACUCGGACAAAGAAAAUUCUGUCGAUCCAGAUUACAUGAAACGAAUCAACGUGGAAUUUAUGAAGGCAGGUGCUCGUGGCCUGACGCUGCUCUUUGCUUCUGGAGACGACGGCGCCGGAUGCCAGGAAAAUAAACGCUUCGAGCCGCAGUGGCCAUCUACCUCGCCGUACGUCACUACUGUAGGUGGAACAGCAUUUAUUCAUCCCUUCGAUAUUGGCGAAGAAGAAGGAUACGACAUUUCUGGCGGCGGCUUUUCUGAUGUUUUCGAAAUGCCAGAAUAUCAAAAAGAACUUGUCGCGAGCUUUCUUGGAACUUCCGAAAAACUUCCACCAGAUGACUACUACCGCCCCACGGGCCGAGGCUAUCCCGACAUCGCCGCUGUUUCCAACCACUACUGGGUAGUCAACAACCGUGUUCCCGUCCCUGGCGUUCUGGGCACCUCCGCUUCCUGCCCCGUCGUCGCUGGAAUUCUAGCGCACAUCAACGACUACCGACUCCGAUCGAAUCUCCCGCCGCUUGGGUUUGUCAACCCGCUGCUUUACAAGAAUCCUGACGCGAUUACCGACGUUACCCAAGGGUACAACGCUGGCUGCGAUUUGUCGGAGUACUACGAUCGAGGAUUUUAUGCUCAGAAAGGCUGGGAUCCUGUCACUGGGCUUGGGAACCCGAAUUUUCCGACGAUGCUCAAAGUGGCGAUGGAUGCUGCUUUGAAAAAACACGCCAAAUACCCGGUCGACAAUUGA
Messenger RNA from Oikopleura dioica, 1785 nucleotides. The record is from the annotation of a GenBank genome assembly. NCBI's taxonomy places the organism in Eukaryota, Metazoa, Chordata, Appendicularia, Copelata, Oikopleuridae.